Molecule: messenger RNA, 1219 nt
Organism: Pelagomonas calceolata
Lineage: Eukaryota; Pelagophyceae; Pelagomonadales; Pelagomonadaceae
Source: the annotation of a GenBank genome assembly
AUGCGGCGUGCAGUCGCAGCUCAAGCGCUGCUUUUAGCAAUCACAGCCGCUGCGAGCUGCACGAGACCGCUGCCGCUGCGCCUCGUGCCGCGGGGAGGCGCCAACGACGACGGCGACGAGGCCGCGGUGGUCGAGGCGGCGCCGCGCGACGUCGUCGAGGCGCCGGAGGAGGACAGGGACGGCGAGGUGUAUCUGGACGUGCACUUCGACCCGCUCAAGGCGCUCGCCUCGGCGGCGCGAGCCCUCCGACGGGCCUUGGCCUCGCUCUUCGGCGGCGGCGGUUCGAGCGGCAAGAGCGGCAAGAGCGGCACGAGCGCGAGCGCCGACGCGCCGUCGGCGGUCGAGGCGGCCUGCCCCGGCGCGCUCGCGACGGCGGCGCGCGCGGCCCGGCGGGCGCUCGCGACCGGCCGGCCGGUGCUCGUCGUCGCGGCGCCGCCGGCGUCGGCGGCCGCGGAGGAGCUCGCCGCGGCGGUCAAGGCGCUGGGCAGCGACGCCGUCCUGCUCGACGCGACGCGCACGGCGCAGACCUACGCGCGCGCCGCGAGGCUCGCGUCGGCGGCGAUGCCCGCGGCGCUGCCGAAGAACGCGCCGUUCUGCGCGCUCGCGGUGCCGGCGGGCGCCGGCCAGCUGCGCUACGUGGCCGUCUACCGCGGCACGGGCGUCGGCGAGAGCUGGCUCGCGCGCGCGCGCGAGACGGCGGCGGACGACCUCGCCGCGCUCGAGCGGGCGGCCGCGGAGCACCGGCUCGCGUCGGAGCAGAAGCGCGAGCUCGCAGAGGCCAAGAGCAGCGACCGGAAGUCCGCGACGGAGGCGGCGGCAGCACGCGCCGCGGCGGCGGCCGCCGCCGCGGCCGAGGCCGAGGCGGCGCUCGCCGCCGAGCGCCGCGCGGCCGCGGACCUGACGCGACGGGCGGCGCUCGAAAAGGCGCUGGCGCCCGAGCCCGACGGGCCCGGCGUCCUGGUGAAGCUGCGCUGCCCCGACGGCUCGACCGCGACGCGCAAGUUCGCCACCGACGCGCCGGCCGGCGAGGUCCUCGACUGGUGCGACGUGCGCGGCGUCGACCUGGAGGCGUUCGUCGUGCGCAAGGCCGCGGGCGACCGCGUCGUGCUCGACGACCGGACGUCGCUCCUGGGCGACGUCCUCGGCGCGCGCGCGCUGCUCGAGUGCGUGGCGCGGUAGUAGUAGUUGUGUUCGGGGGCUCGUAAGUACCUGGACGUCG